Molecule: messenger RNA, 744 nt
Organism: Saprolegnia parasitica CBS 223.65
Lineage: Eukaryota; Oomycota; Saprolegniomycetes; Saprolegniales; Saprolegniaceae
Exons: 1
Coding region: 100-744 (214 amino acids)
Source: RefSeq, a predicted model, not a curated record
CCAGCAACGGUCCGAUCUCGAAGCUUCCGCUACCGACGACGAGCUUGGCGCUGCGACGCUCACAACGCAAUUGCCUCCAACCCACGCAAGCACUCCAGCAUGACCCACUACCUCUACUUCCCCGCGGCGCCCUUGCCGACGCUCGCGCCAUGGGACAUUGUCCGCCCGCGCCACUGGUACCCGCACAUGAACCUCGAGCAGUCGCUCAUGGACUUGGAGCUGGCCGAGCUGGCCGAGGUCGCGAACGCCAUGUUCCCGCCGCGCGGUUCCAACUUGCUCUCGAUGCCGCCGAGCGACGACGCGUUCUUCGCCGACUUGCCGAGCGGCGCCGACCCGGCCGCCGUGAUCCUGGCCGGCGACACGGAGGCGCUACACACGCGCGCGUGCUCCAACUAUUCGUUUUCGAGCGCGUCGGUGAUUGACGACAAGGGUCGACGCGUGUCGAGCAUCCGCCGCCGCUACGAGGACUCGGACGGCCGUCUCAAGGCGGUGCACGAGCGCGACGUCGACGGCAAGCGCCUCAUCACCAAGUGGUCCAAGCAGGACAAGGCGGACAAGGGCGAGCACGUGACGCUGCUCUCGGACGGCAUCGACAAGGCGGGCUUUGAAGCCCUCUGGGCCGAGACUCCGUUCCACAAGGCCCACGCCAAGCACGCGGCCAAGAAGAAGCUCGAAGCCAAGGAGGCCGAGACGGCGGAAGCCAAGGACGCGGAGCCCAAGGCGCCGACGUCCGCGACGCCCUAG